Penicillium antarcticum is the source of this 582-nucleotide messenger RNA. RefSeq lists its product as uncharacterized. The coding region runs from base 1 to 582 and encodes 193 amino acids. Lineage: Eukaryota; Fungi; Ascomycota; Eurotiomycetes; Eurotiales; Aspergillaceae. The transcript has 3 exons. The record is from RefSeq and is a predicted model, not a curated record.
AUGUCUGCCCUCGAUCCAAAGACUCUACCCGACAUUACCGGAACCUGGAUACUGAACCGGAAGUACUCGACCGACCCCGAGGAGGUCUUUGCUUUGCAAGGCGUCCCUUGGAUCGUCCGCAAAGCCUUGAAGCAUGCCCGAUUGUCGCUGCAACUCUGGCAAACCACCUCCAAUGAAAGCUCAGGUGGAGAAACGGAUAGCACUACCUCGAGCGAGUCAGUUACAAGGCUUCGUCUGAAGCAGGUCGUGAGCCCCGGUAACUUCGACAGCGAAGGAGCUUAUCCUUUGGAUGGAAGUCUGCAGGAACUUUCGUUGCCGAUUUUUGGAGACUUGACUAUGCGGCUGCAAUACAUCAACACCUCGGAGAUCUUGGAAGACACCAUUCGUGAGAAGUUGGUGAAAUCCAGUGUCAACAAAGAAGUGAUUCAGGAACUGGCCAAGAAUUCCCUGAAGGGUUGGGACGCCGAGGUGAUUUGGGGGUUUGAGGAGAUUGAUGGAAACCAGUACCUGACCAGGAACAUCAGCACCACCAAGGGCAAUGAUAAGGUAAUUGCUCGGAUGGUCUAUCACUCGGAGAUCUAG